Messenger RNA from Durusdinium trenchii, 2223 nucleotides. NCBI's taxonomy places the organism in Eukaryota, Dinophyceae, Suessiales, Symbiodiniaceae. The record is from the annotation of a GenBank genome assembly.
AUGACCGAACUUCGCUAUAGCAAAGAUGGGGUUCCCAUCUACGAUGGAACAGCAGAACUUUUUGUUGCUUACAAAAGAGCUGCUCUCAACUACGUGGAGACACUGGAAUGGAAGAAAAGACCUCUCGCUGGACCCAGACUUCAAUCAGUGUUAGAAGGGGCUGCACGAACCGCAGUUCAACACAAGUCACCAGGGUGGAUUUCACAUAGUCGGGGCGCUGAAGAACUGCUCACCUUCUUGAAAACCAAGGUACAGCCUCCCACGUUGGCUGAAGCUGGAAAGUCCAUCUCGAGAUUCUUCUACCAGGUGAAAAGAAGAAAAGGAGAAUGCAUGAAUGCAUGGAUCGUCCGCCAUGACGAGUCUCUCUUUGAAGCAAGGAGGACAUUGGCCGAGGCCAUCGAGGAAUAUGGACAGGGAUAUUCCAGUCGGCCAUCCAAGAGUACAUCCAGUCAGCAUGGCUCACAACAUGCCGACCAGCAUCAGGAACAGGGGCCAUUCGAUUCGAAUGGAUUGAUGCGGGAUGAAGAUGAUCUACACGCUCAGAACCCGGAUGAGCCAGACCCAUGGAGAGACUAUGCAGGCUGGCACGAUUGGAACAAUGAUGAUGAGUGGACCUGGGGUUCAUGGGAGAAAUGGGAAACCGAACCUCGUGUGACAAAGGAGAUGGUCUACCAAGCUGAAACCUCAGACCGGGCCUCAGAGGAGGCAGGGAAAUUCCUCCCGGACUUCGUCGUGGCUUGGAUGCUCCUUCAAAGGUCAGGCCUGGAUGGCUCAGAAAAGGCCACCAUCAUUGCCAGCCUCAAGAAUGAGUUCACGACUGAAAGGGUCAAGGAAGCAUUGAAGCUGAACUGGACCGAUGAAGACCUCCGGAAAAGAGACCAAGUCCGAGGGUCAGCAUUGAUGCUAGGAGAAGAAGAAGACGAUGCCUUUCUACAUGAAGAAGAGACACCGCCAGCACCGACAUGGAUGACUGAGGCAGAAGUUGAAGAGUACAACUACCUCACCCAUGAGACAGAAGAAGCACUAGCAGCCAUCCAAGGGGCAAGACGCACCCUUCGUGAUGCCCGCGAGAAGCAAUCAAUGAUGAGGAAAAGCCGACAGUUCUACCCCAUGAAGAAGGAGACCUACACGAAGUGGAGAACAGAAAGGUCAGAAAGUGAGCGGAAGUGUUUCCGCUGUGGAGGUGACCAGAUUGAGCCAGAUGCUGCGGAGCAAUCAUCAGCGGAUUUUGAAGCCCUAGCUGCAAUGACAAUGAACUCGUUAUUGGAAGCUGGGAAGGCCAUCAUUGAUCCCGGUAUGAGCACGAUGCGUGUACACGUGCAUGACAUCCCCAAUCAACCAGUCCUGUUGAGCAUUGCCUCGCUCCGGGCACUGGGAGCAGUGAUUGAUUACGAUCAAAACACCAUGUUGCUGAAAAGGGUCGAUCCACACAAGGAGGUCUUGAGACAGCGCAUCAAAGAGAUGGGCGAGGAACCUCCAGCCGAGUGGACUCGGACUCAGCUCGAGACGCGGUUUCAGGAGCUGAAAGACGAGACCUCACCUGGCCAGAAGAUCCAGAACCAACUCUUGGUGGAAAUGAAUCGUGCUUCCAAGAAAAAGAUCGAAUUGCAGAAGUACAUUCAAGAGCGCCUGGAACUCAAGAUCACCGGCAACGAAACGGUGGCUCGCUUACAGACCAUGGGUCACCAAAAGAUCAUGGAGAUGACACCACCACUGGGAUCCGACAAGAUGGGGUAUGGAAAACAUGCCAACAAGACAUACCAGGAGGUCCUCGUGUCCGACCCGUCAUAUGUGGACUGGUGCCACCAAACCAGUCAAGAAGAGGAGACAUGCUGGCAGAUGAAGAGAUUCCUCAAGUGGGUGACACAACGUCAAGCCACUCAAGGGAAUGCCCUCGAGAGCUUCACCCAGAAGAGGACAGUGCUAUCCCAGGGGAAGAUCCUGGAGAGCUUCAACCAGAAGAAGAACAUGACCUCACCAGAAGCACCCGGCUACAACAAGCCAGAAGCCGCCUCAGCACCAUCCAGCGGCACCGAGGGAUCCUUCAUUCACAUUCCCAUGGACACCUCAGUGACAGCAGCAGACGCAGAGGAACUCCUCAGCGACCUGGAUGUCCAGAUCCGCGAGCUGGAGCGUCAGAAGGCCAUGGUCCGCAAGAGCACAUCCAAGAAAGAGGAAGCCAAGACCCAGAAGACGGGGGAAUCAUCUCGAACCCAGACGUGA